This is a messenger RNA of Scylla paramamosain (green mud crab), 5482 nucleotides long. RefSeq names its product host cell factor 2-like (gene Hcf). Bases 23 to 3856 code for a protein of 1277 amino acids. The transcript is spliced from 17 exons. Gene Ontology annotation, cellular component: histone methyltransferase complex. Gene Ontology annotation, biological process: regulation of DNA-templated transcription; chromatin remodeling. NCBI's taxonomy places the organism in Eukaryota, Metazoa, Arthropoda, Malacostraca, Decapoda, Portunidae. The record is from RefSeq and is a predicted model, not a curated record. Gene Ontology annotation, molecular function: transcription coactivator activity; protein binding.
UCGAAGAUGCAUCAAGGCAAGUAUGGCUGCGCCCAUUCUUAAGUGGAAGCGGGUCACUAAUACGACGGGCCUACAGCCUAGACCGCGGCAUGGGCACCGAGCAGUGGCUAUUAAGGAUCUGAUGGUGGUGUUUGGUGGCGGCAAUGAGGGAAUAGUGGACGAGCUGCACGUCUACAACACAGCCACCAAUCAGUGGUUUGUGCCGCCCGUGAAGGGAGAUGUACCGCCAGGAUGUGCUGCCUAUGGCUUUGUGGUGGAUGGAACCCGCAUCCUUGUCUUUGGUGGCAUGGUGGAAUACGGGAAGUACAGCAAUGAACUGUAUGAACUCCAGGCGUCCCGGUGGGAGUGGAAGCGUGUCAAGCCUCGGCUGCCCCGUAAUGGCUUCCCACCCUGCCCCCGCCUGGGACACUCCUUUACCCUCAUUGGCAACAAGGUGUUCCUCUUUGGUGGACUGGCCAAUGACAGCGAGGACCCCAAGAACAAUAUCCCCAAGUACCUUAAUGAUCUUUACACACUGGAGCUGAGGUCAAACUCAAACGUCAUGUCGUGGGACAUUCCUGACACCUACGGAUCACCACCGCCGCCGCGAGAGUCACACACGGGAGUGGCGUACACCAGCAAGGACAAGCCCAAGCUGGUGAUUUAUGGCGGCAUGAGUGGCACGCGACUUGGGGACUUGUGGAUCCUGGAUAUAAACACCAUGAACUGGGAACGGCCAACAGUCAGUGGGAUUCACCCUCUGCCUCGCUCCCUGCACUCGGCCACACUGCUUGGCACUAGAAUGUUUGUGUUUGGCGGCUGGGUUCCCCUUCUGAUGGAGGAGGUGAAGGGACCCAUCAAUGAAAAGUCAGAGUGGAAAUGUACCAACACCUUGGCUUGUUUGAAUUUAGAAACCAUGGCAUGGGAGGAUGUCUUGAUGGACAAGUUUGAGGAGCAGAUGCCGCGUGCCAGAGCCGGCCACUGCUCUGUUGGCAUCCACACGCGCCUCUUUGUGUGGUCCGGCAGGGAUGGCUACAGGAAGGCUUGGAACAAUCAGGUGUGCUGCAAGGACCUGUGGUACUUGGAGACCAGUGUGCCGGGCUCCCCAGGGCGUGUGCAGCUGGUGAGGGCUUCCACAUCGACCCUGGAGGUGUGCUGGGGCGCCACACCCACUGCUGAUGCCUACCUCCUGCAGAUACAAAAAUAUGAUAUUCCAACUCCAGCCUCCACUGCAUCAACUCCCACCACCCCCACCAGCACCCCUGCCACCCCAGGCACCCCUGUCAGCAAGCCCAUCACUCUCACCCAGACUGUGCUGCGGCCAGCUACCCCCGGGGCCGUCACCCCUGGGGCCCCCACCCCCCUCACACCUACCUCACCCCAGACAAUCAGAGCCAGCGGCAACAUUGUGCGCGUCCGAACACCUGGAGCUGGCCAGAUCAAGGUCAUUGGCGCCGGGGGCCAGACCACACAGAUUCUGCGGCCAGCAACCACUACCACCACCACUUCCCAGAGCGGGAUGACAGGGAUCGCUGCCCUGGCUGCCGCCGCUGCUGCCACCCAGAAGAUCACCACCAGCACAGGGGCUGCUGCUUCCCCCACAACAGUGAAGGUGGUGCAGCCCAACACCCUGGUGACCACUCCGGGACUCAAGGUGGCCACAACCAUUGCUGGCCAGACUGUCAGACUCGUGGCACCAACAGGACAGUUUCUGAAUAACCAGGGAACCACCGUGGCUACUCCAGGAGGCAAGCAGUUCAUCCUGCAGAAGAGUGUUGUGCCUGGAUCACAGCCUCAGAUUGUCACCCUUGUUAAGACUAGUAAAGGCCUCACCCCUAUGUCCAAGGUGAAUUUGGUGCAGAGUAAAGCUGGUGUUGCUGGCCAAGGAGCAACCAUUGUUAAGUUGGUCACCACACAGGCUGGAGGAGCUGGGAAACCUGUCAUGACCACCACCACCUCCCAACCCGGACAGAUCCUGAGCCUCCCUGCAGGUACUCAGGCAGCAGGGAAGGGCGUUGGGCAGGGCCAGAAUAUUGUCAUCGCCAAGCAGCAGCUCGGCACUACUACCGUCGGUGGGAAGCAGACAAUAGUAAUAACCAAGCCUGGCACGGGAGGACCUAGCGGAGUGCGGCCCCAAACCUCCCAAAUCAUUGUGGUUACAACAGCCUCAGCAGUGAGGGGCCUGCAGCCGGCCGCCACCACCCCCAUCACCACCCCAGCAGGAGCACAGCCUGCCCAGGUGUCUGCUGGUGGGGGUGUUAAGAUGAUUGUGGUGUCGUCUGGGGGUGUUGGAGGCACCACCACCACCCAGGCCAUCACCAAGCCCAUGACCAUCACUGUGGCAGGCCAGGCUGGCCAGGCUGGUGCCAACACCAAGACGGUCACCAUAGCUGCCAAAACUGGCACACCAAGCACCACUGCACUCCUCAACACAGGCUCAGGACAGAUUAUUGCAGUGCCAACACAAGGGCUUCUGCAGACUGGCCAACAAGCAUUGACCAUUGGGGGAAAACCUGUAACAGUACAAGUGACAACGACUGGUGGCCAGAAGACUGUGACCUUGGUGACCUCCCAGGCAAGCAGCCAUGCCACCACCACCACCACCAGCUCAGCCACCUCCAGCCAGCCCUCCACCUCCCUGGCCAGUGCUGGGGACGGGCCAGUGACCUCAGACGCCGCCCUGGCUGCGCUGGCCGCCGAGGCAGGCCUGAUCAUGCCCACAGAGGGUGACCAGAGUAGUGAACAGAUGGCCACGGGUGCUGGGACACAGGAAAACACAGAAAGCAGUACAUUACAGAACAGUGGGGAGGGGCAACUUGGGGAUGCAGCAAAGGCGGCCAUCAAGGGUGGCGUGGCCGACCCCACAGCGGAGGGUGGGGAGGCAAAGCGGCUGGAGGGAAACAGUGUCAGUGGUGAGGGCAGUGAAAACACGAUAAAACAGGAACCCAUGGACCCCGACGGCAUGACAGAGCCCACCAACCCCGCAACGGCAACGGCAAGUAGCAGUGGGGAGGCUGGCGACACCACGGACCCCCUGGCCACCCUGGCAUCAGCCGCCAUCAACUCCUCCCUCAGUACAACCACCCCGACCAUUAAGACAGAGGAACCCACCCCUACCUUUGCCAACGGCCUCACACAGGAGUCGAAUGACACCAAGAAGCCAGAGUCUGACUGGUUUGAUGUGGGCAUUAUCCGAGGGACCGUAUGCACAGUACAAGCCUACUACCUUCCCACCGAGGCCGAGGCCAUCAAGAACGAGACCUACACGGACGCUGAGGGGGAGGUCACCGAGAGAAAAGCCAGCGGCAUUGAGGUGAAGCUUCAGCCCGGUACAGCAUACAAGUUCAGGGUGGCAGGGAUCAAUGCCUGUGGACGAGGGCCCUGGAGUGAAGUGUCUGCCUUCAAGACCUGCCUCCCCGGCUACCCUGGGGCACCAUCAGCCAUCAAGAUCUCCAAGUCAACUGAGGGUGCCCACCUGUCCUGGGAGCCGCCUCAGAAUGCUGCUGGGGACAUUGUGGAGUACUCUGUGUAUCUGGCCAUCAAGAAUGCCGCCAAUCAGCAACAGGAGACUGGGAGCGGUGGUGCACACCUUGCAUUUAUGCGUGUAUACUGUGGUGCCAGCAACAUGUGCACAGUGCUCAACUCUCAGCUGGCAGCAGCACACAUCGACACCACAAACAAGCCUGCCAUCAUUUUCCGAAUAGCUGCCAGAAAUGACAAAGGCUACGGCCCAGCCACUCAAGUCAGGUGGUUGCAAGACUCUGUGGUGGGCAGUGCAGCUGGGGGCCAAAAGGCAGUGAUGCGGCGACCAGCAACAGACAACAGAUCACCAGUAACUGUGAAGAAGUUCAAGGCCGACGGGGAGCCAAUGCUAUAGUACUGACUGAGAGACAUCGGCAGUCUGGGAUCUGUGGGCUUAGCUACGAGAAUGUGAACUUUGUGUCUUUGGUCAAGAUUUCUUUCUGAAUAUCCAAGUGCCAAAGGUCAGGUUGAGAUGACUGUUGGUGUUCAGAGAGGCCCAAGUCCCCUGGCCAUGGGUGUCCAGCUGCCGGUGGUGGGUUGGGGGUUAGACUGCCACAUGCAGGAUGGAUUAACUUUUAUGAUAUUAAGUAAGGAGAUUACAGUAAGUUGUCUCACACAGAGAGUAGAGAGCAAUGACCCACUUUCUCCUGUUCGUCGGUAAGUGUUGCCUCCUGUUGAUCUGAACCAAAUAUAUGUUGCUAAGUGAUAAUGGGUCAAUGUCCCAUGACUUGAUUUAAUUUAUAAAACUACUUUAAUGUACAUUUAAGGUCCAUCCAAACUGUUAAUUUCAUGUAAAUGUUUGUGUCCCAGCUCUGUAUCCUAGAAAAUAGACAUUGAAAGGCAUUCAGUGAAUGCCCUAAACAUUGUUUUCCAAAGUUUAAAACUUUGUAUUCACGUUUAGUCCCUGUCUCCAUGUGACAUGGAGAAGACCCUCCCCUGUGACUUACCUGUGCCUGGGAGCCACGGGGGUGUGACCCCCAGUGGAGGAGGAGCUCAGCGUUGCCAGUGUGGCCUCCUGGCCGUGGCAACCAGCUGCCACCCAGCAUGUUUUGUUUGUUUCCCACAAGGUCAUCUCAUGUCACCUCAUUACUCAUCUGUAAAUUACAGGGCCUCCUAAAAUUUUGUAAUUAAGGAUAGUUCUUUAAUUUAGUAGAGUUAUUUUCUCAUGACAGUUGCAGCAAAGUGAUUUGCUAAUGAUGUGGUUAUGCAUUGGAGUACAUCACACUUGGAUAAAUGUUCCAUUGUAGAUAUCAGUCCGUGUUGAAUUGCUUAAGGACUACAGAAUCAAUUAAUCUCAUUUUUUUACGUGUAUACUAAGGUUGAUGAAGCAGCCCUUUUUGAUUGGGUUUGUAAAUGACGAGAAGGGCCACGAGUACAAAGGUGUGUGGUGUGGUGGGUGGCUGGCCCUGGUGUGUGCACACUCCUCCACCCUCUUCCAGGCUUCUCCAUGCCUCAUGUCAAGGCAUGGCUCAUCAACCUUCCAAUGUUCACAGCUUUUUUGUAUUGGUAGAAAUUAAUUUGAAGUAAUUUAGCACAGAAAUAUAUUUUGUGUGUGUACAUGUAUGCACAUGAUUGUGUGAAUGCUGUGUGUGAGAAGGAAUGUAUGACAUGUAUAUAUGUACACACCUUCAUUGCAUGAAAUGGAAGUUAUAUUAACACACACACACACACACAUACACACAUACAGAGGGACCUUAAAAAACAGUAGUUUGAGACGUGAGAAUAGUGUUUAUUUGAAAAGUUUCUGAUUUUUCUUUUUCUUUUCCAAUAAGGUUUAGGAUAAGUUAGUAUAUUUUAGCAGACAGUUCUAAUAUUAUUUACAUUAAGAUAAUUCUUGGUCUAUGAUUUGCUAGGAGUUUAUGUAUAAAAGAAUGCAUGAUAGAUAUAUGAUUGUAGGGAUGAUUUAACACACACACACACACACACACACACACACACACACACACACACACACACACACACACACACACACACACACACA